AUGGCUACCGACACCAGGCCAGUGGUACUCCGCAUUGGCGAGGACAUCAAAUACAACCAUGACUUCUACAACGAUGUCUUCACCAAGCGCUUCAAGGUUGUGGCAAAUGAGGAGCCUGACAGAGCGUCAUUUAUUGCGGCGCUGAAAGCAAAAAAAUAUGGCGACUUUUCAGCCAUUUACCGUCCCCAUUUUCAAACUGGCGGUGAAAUGGGGCAGUGGGAUGAUGAACUAAUCUCCUUGCUCCCCGCGUCCGUCCGUAUAUUUGCCUCCGCUGGGGCUGGGUUCAAUUGGGCCGAUGUGGACGCUCUGGGACGCCGCGGCAUCUGGUAUGCUAACGGUGCCGGCGCGUCAGACGAGGCGGUCUCUGACAUGGGCCUGUUUAUGAUUCUCUCCGUCUUCCGCAAUUUCUGGCGUUGCCAACGUGCCGCUCGCACGUGUGACCCUGAUGAGUUCAUCGCCAUGCACAAGCUCGUGGGUAGCAUUUCGUGGAACCCCCGCGGUCACAUUCUGGGCAUCGUGGGGCUUGGUAACAUUUCCAAAAAUCUCGCUAGAAAGGCAAAGCUGGGCCUUGGGAUGGAGGUCCACUACUAUGAUGUUGUGAGAUCAUCGCCCGAGGUCGAAGCGGAACUUGGCGUUACAUUCCACCCGACGCUGCAUGAGCUUCUGGCUGUCGCUGACUGCGUGAGCCUGCACACUCCGCUGAACAAGCACACACAGGAUCUGAUGAACAGGGAAUCAUUCUCAAAAAUGAAGGAAGGAGCGAGACUUAUUAACACCUCUCGUGGCGAAGUUGUAAAUGAGGAGGCUCUAAUAGAGGCAUUGAAGAGUGGCCGCCUUUCUGCCGCUGGCUUAGACGUCCACUAUCAUGAGCCCCAGGUUUCAAAAGAGCUGGCUGCGAUGGAUAAUGUGACCUUGACCACACAUAACGGCGGUGCUGCCAUCUCCACAAGAGUCAAUUUUGAACUAAACGCCAUGAAGAACAUCCUGCAGGUGGUGGGUGACGAUGGUGGUUAUCAAGGUGAUCCGAUCACACCGGUGAAUAAGAAUAGCUUCAAACCAUUAUAG
Clonostachys rhizophaga is the source of this 1065-nucleotide messenger RNA. The record is from the annotation of a GenBank genome assembly. NCBI's taxonomy places the organism in Eukaryota, Fungi, Ascomycota, Sordariomycetes, Hypocreales, Bionectriaceae.